AUGAAGGUUCCUGCUACCAAUCAGUUCAAAUUUCAUGAUGUGUGGGUUUCAGAGGUCAAUGAUCCAUGUACCAAGCUUUGGUAAGUUGUUUUGAAUUAUUUGAUAAUUUUGUCACAAUCAGAAUUUUUUUACUGCAGAAGAAAUGUUUAGUCUUAUGGUAUUAAAAUUCCCUGGGGUGGCGGGGAUGGGGGCGGGGGAACACUGAAGGGAAGUUUGGGUAGGGGUUUAGUGCCAAAAGGCCUUCAGACCUUCAUCCUAUUUAAACAAAAAACCGUUCUCUUCACUGGCCACCCUGUUUAAGAUAAGAAAACUCAUUUCAUGUCCCUGAUACAUUUCCUUAAACUGGCAUCAUGAGAUUAGAUUAAAAUAAUAAUGAUGGAAUCACACUUGUAAACUGUGGAUCACCAAAUAUUCACACCCUGUUUAAAGCUCUAGACACCCUGUUCAAGAUGCUAAAUAGUGAAAUUUUAUAAAUUGUUUAGGACCUAAGACCCCCAUAAACCCUACCCUGUUCAGCAGAACAUGCCUGUUUAGGCUAAAUAAGUGAAGGAUGUCUAUCCCUCCCCCCUGGGGAAUGUACACCUCAGUAUCCUCCAGACAGUGGAGUCCAGGACUCCCCUUCUUCUGUCAGCAUACUUAUGGGAUAAAUACUCUUUUGAAAAAAGUAUUAAUGCUAAUAAAGUUGGGAUAGAAAGAUGUUAUUCUUUUGAAAAAUACACCUUUAUAAAGAAUUAGAUUGUUUAUAUGUAGUUGUAAUGCAAAGUUACCCUUAAAGUCCCAGCCCACUUAGCAGUACUUUCUUCAUAUCUUACCUUGUGGCUUUUUAUUUUGGUGGUUUUUGAUAAAUCUCUAUAUCGCUGGUUAGAGAUUCAUCCAUAUCACUAUCCAGCAUUUGAACACUAUCCACUUGAUAAAUCUCGAUAUCGCAGGUUAGAGAUUCAUCCAUAGCACUAUCCAGUGUUUGAACAACCAGGGCCAGAACUAUAAUAUUAUUUUAACCCAUUCGCUCCUGGAGAUUUUGCCGAAAAACGUGUUUUGAAGCUAGUCGAGUGGUUUUCUGGUCACUGUUAUGCUAUAAGGAGCCAAAACUUACCUCAAACCGGUUUACAGGUCGUACACUUCGUGGCCUUCUGAUCCAGAUGCAAAUAUGAGUUUGCGAAGUUUGGGCAUGUGCAGAAAGCAAAAUUUCGCGAUAGUUUUUGGGUUUAAAAGUGACACAGCAAACUUGACUUUUACUUUUCGCUUUCUCUCCUCCCCUCUUUUUUCGCUUUUCUUGCCUCAUUUUUUUUUCUCUUGCUGGGCAUUUAGUAGGCUUCGUUUUGGUGGGAAGAGUUUUUAGGAAAGCUUUUAGGAUCUUAGGAUUAGGUGAAAGUGAGCAAUGGAACAAGAUUUUCAUGGAGAUUUUCAGGUCAAUGUCACAUGGUUUUUUGCUUCUUUCUCUGGUGUCCUUGACUGAAUUGUGCUCAUUCUGGUAUGGUUUGAAAGAUCUCUUCACUCUGCACAAGUUAGUGGACAAAGUUGUCCUUGACCGUUAAAACUGAUGACGUCACAAAGGGUAGAAAGGAUGUGGAUCCGCACAGGUGGUUACAGGCGGUUCAGGGGCGAAUGGGUUAAACCUAGUUUGGUUCAGAAUUUCCUUUCUUUCUUAGCCUGUAUUAAUCAUACAGAUGUACAGUGUGUAGGUGAGAAUGAAAUUCUGGUUUACCCUGAGAACAGAUUUUACCUACAACAUUUUCAAAUGUUGGUUUACCUGUAUUUUGACUCAAAUAAAAAAUAUGAUGCAGUUGUUAAGAUUCAGAAGGAGAAAAACCAGACUGGACCAAUCCCAAUAAUAAUAAUUGGGAUAGGUCCAAAAACUAAUUUCAUUAUUAGUUGUUGUGAAUUACAAAAAUCAUAAAUCCACAAAAUUAUUGUGUAAUUAAUUAAACUCCCACAAAAAGAAAGUGUCAAAUGGUACAUGUAGUUUACAGCAUUGCACCAUUAUUUACAAUGUGGACUUUCUUUCUCUGUUCCUGUUGUAGUGUUCAUGUCUGCAGGGUUGAAGGAUUUUUAGGAUUCCUGUGAUGUCAAGGCUGAUGGAGGUAAGCAAAAUUUGUCAUCUGUUUGCUAAUAGUGUUAGUCAAGUGAAGGUUGAUUUUUCUUAAUAUCUUGUAAACAAGUUGUAAGGUUUGAGGUGUGAGAAUUAGUUCUAGUUGUGGUUGUGAAUGUUGGUGGAGGGAUGUUAAUCAUGUCAGACUCUGGAUCAGGGGAGGUCUGAUUUGAGCCCCCUCUGUUCCAUCUCUUGAGUUUUAACUCGGAAAAAACCGUCAAAGUAAUAACAGUGCUAUCCUUAUGCAUAAGGGAAGAAACUUUCCAGGGGGGGUGGUUUAAAGGAAGUCUGGUUGGGUCUGUGCUGCUAAAACCCUUUGAUUCUGACCCUGUUUAAAGCAAAAUGGAUUCAAAUUGCUACCCUGUUUAAAAUGCUAAAUAGUGACAUUGAAUACUUUUUUUUAAGAUUGAAUUCCCAUAAACCUCUACCAUCUAGAGCUGCACAUACUGAGCAAGCCAAACGUGGAAGUUUCCCAACCCCUACCCCACCCCACCCCCUUCCUGAGUGCGUGUGUCAUUCUGUAAACUCCAAAGGGAACCAUUUUAGAUAUAUGGAGACAAAGAAACAAUGCAAUUGUUAAUAACUACAUAUUGUCAAGACAUCAGGACUAAUUUCAGUUGUGUACGUGAUAGAUCUACACUGUUUACUCACUUUUCAGGGCAGUUUUUCAAAAUAAUUGGUACUUGGCACCCGUUUAAAGUUUUCAUACUAAAGAUCAACUUCACUACAAUAUCGUUCAAAAGCAAUACUAAAUUCUCAGUGAUUCUUACAGUGGGUUAAAUAAAGAGGGAAUCCACCAGGAAAUUGAGUAAUUUUAAUUUUUAGUGGACAAAAAUCCUGCACCAGAAUAAUUUAAAGCAUAUUGCAUUCUUUUUUACAUUUUUCAAGCGUUAGAGAGGUAAUUAGUCUUCUGUGAUAACACCAAAGAAAAUUUCUCAUGGGAGCCCGAGAAAAUGAAUAUGUCAAAUUUCACAAAAUUACAUCUUACACAUUAAAUUUUUGAGAAUUUUUCCUGUGUUUUCACAAUUCUUGUGAAAUUUGACAUUCAUUUUCUUGGAAUCCCAUGAGAAAUUUUCUUUGGUGUUAUUACAGAUGACCACUUACAUCUUUAGCUCUUGAAAAAUGUAAAAAGAAUGCAAUAUUGUUAAGAUCAGCUCCGCGUAAUCAUGAACUUAAGACGAGGAAAUAGUCAAAAUAUGACCUGGCCUCAAACUUGGCCAGAACAAAGCCUUAUGUGCCCUAGUUACAAAAUCGUUGGUUUAAGUACGAUCGAGUGAAUAAUAAUUUUUUAAUGAAUUUUUUUCUUCCCGAGGCCUUUUAAAAAUUAUUCUGCAGGUACAAGCUUUUUGUCCACUGAGAAUUAAAAUUGCUCAGUCUCCUGGUGGAUUCCUUCUUAAACAUUCCUUUUGUACGUUACCAAGCACAAAUUUUAAGACAGUAUUUUGAGUAUUGUGAGUAUUUUUUCUGUCUUUUUGUGUUUUCUCCUUUUAUUCAACAGGCACGAUCUGUAACAUGUAAAAGUAGAUGAAACGUGAUCUAUGAUGUCAAAAAAUCAUUUUGUAGAAAACAACAGAAUGACUAGUGUCAUGAUCUCAAAAGAUUGUGUGCAUUAUCGGGAAUUACAGAAAAAUACAUAGGUUUUUCAAAAAUAUAAUAAUUUCGUCAAAGGGAUAACAUAGAUGUAAGCAAAAAGAAUGGUAAAGAAAAAAUUGGAAUAGUAUUACUUUCUGAGCUUUAAAUUCUAAAUAUCUGGUGAAAAGGUAACAUUAUCCGACUUAAUAAAAAUCUAAUUAAAUAUAGAUUUUACGAACAACAUAAAUUUUUUCGAGUUUUGAUCUUAGUCAAGAAACUAUUUCUUCCUUUACCUCUCUUCUCACAGGUCUUUAAUUUUGAGUUUUUUCUUUUAAAUUGGCUACAUACCAUUGGGAGCAAUGCUGUGGUGGACUAGUAUCCCAUCCAGGGAGGGGUGGGGGAAGUUGGGCUGUGAAUAGUUCUUGGCAAUUCACAGUACUCAAACCAAGAUAAGCUGUUGCUGUGUGGGCUUCAAUGGCUUGUUUCAACCCUUUAAGCACCAGUAUCCACAUACAAAUUCUCCAGACUGAUCUCAAUGCAUUCCUUGAAGCCCUAAGAGUGAUCAGCCUCAAAUUUCUCCUUGUAGUAUCACUUCUUUAUAAAACACAGUGGUCAUGAGAAUUGAGAACCUGAUCACACAAGAUGAAUCUAAUUGAUACUUCAACAAAUUCUCCCCACUACUUCCAUUGAAAACAAAUAGGGACGACAAAUGAGAAUUUGAAUUUUGAUAUUAGACUUUAAAAGAAUUACAUGUAGUCAAGAGAAUUUGAUUAACGAUUAAAGCAUUUUCAUUAAGUGAUCAUUUUAUUCAUUUCAUAUCAUUAAAUUGGAAGUUCACUUACAUGUACAGUAGUUCACACCUCAUAGUGUGGUACAUGCGUACUGCACUGUUGAAACCCUCUUAGCAACGUACAUCAUCUUUGACCUUUCACCUUGUAAGUUUAUUUAUUUAUUUAUUUAUUUAGUCACUCACAAAACCUUAUACAACAAGAACAAAAGUUGUUAAUUAAAUUAUAAAAUUAAUGUGACAAGAAAGCCUAACGAAGCUUGAAGCUUAUAUUAACAGGCUUCCUUCAACUACCUAGUGAACUAAAUUCAUGGCUGAGAGCAGAGUGAGCAAGAUCAGAAUAUUAAGCGACAGAUCGGCUGUCAGUUAGAUAAUUCUUAAUUCUUUAAAAUUUUUUUAAAAACAAAUAUAGAAGGAGAGCUAAUUAGUGAAACAGGCAACGAAUUCCAGAUUUUAGGUCCUCGGCCUUUCAAUCAUAUGAAUAAAUCAUUCUGGGCCAGUCCACAUGAAGUGUUUACACUUGCUGUCAUGCAAUCAAAAAUAAAAUUGCAAACCAUUCAAUACAGAAAGUCCAGAAUCUGGGAAAUAAAAGAAGAUAAAUAUGCAAAAGGCCUCGCCAAGAAUCAGGUCUGUGUGAUAUUUCAUAUGCGAGAUAUUCGGAAAAACGUUUUACCCAAAUUUAUAAAGCUUUGUAUGGAGACGCCAUGUUUGUGUCCCUUUGAGGGGCACAAAUAUGGCUGUCGGAAACCAACAGAAACAUCUGUUUGUGAGUUUUCCUACUAGUGCGUGAAUUCAGCGCUUGAAAAAGUCAUAGAGGAUUAAAGUGAUAUUUAUUCUGAGACAAGGAAUGUUUAGAUAGCAGAAUCUCCUAAAAUUGGUAAUGUUUUUAACCCACAUAAGAGCCUUCCCGGCCGCCAGCUAAAUGCCGCGUGACGCAAAAGCCUAGAAAUUUAAACGUCCUCUAUCGCAAAAUGAAGAACCCUUUCGAACCAAAACUUUGUUUAAAUAAAGGUGUUUAGGUGCUGUAAUACCUCAUGAAACUCAGAAGAAUCGAUAGUUUCUUAGUUUGAAUUUUUGAUGACGUCAUGUGAAAACCGAGAAUAUAUAUACAUGAGACACCACAGGUAGCCCAAACUCAAAAAAUGUCCGGCAUGUUUUUCUAGUCAGUUUUUGCAAGUGCAAUCGCUGACAGAAAAACUGUGGAAGACAAUGCUCAAUUAAAGUUUGCAAGAACAUACUUCAGUCAAACCUCUUUAAUACGGACAUCAAAGGGACAGAACCAAGUGUACGCUUUACAGAGGUGUCCGUAUUAUAGAGGUAGGGAAUAUGGAGGUGUCCGUAAGGAGAGUUUAGACUGUAUUAAAAAUGAUUUUAAAUAACCUGAGAUCAGGCUCUGUUUUCGUUUCUCUUUGUAAAUAACAUUCCGGUGGGCAAGGCGAAACGAAAAGAGAAUUUUAGCGGUACUACGUAAGUGAGAAUGUAUGACAACUGCUAAAAUUGAGCCUGAUCUCAGGUUAGCUUUUUAAUAAACCCUUUAAAAAAUUAAUGUCACUCUUCUUUUAGGAAUUGUCGUCUUUUCCUAGCACAGCCUCUACAUCACAGGAAGACCAUGAAAGCAAUUCAGAAUCCACUUCCUCAAGGAAAUUGAGGGUAACUCUGUUAAGCAGUGAAUGGAGAUCAACAAAAAGAGGCUUGUCAACCAUCAACCGAGAGCUGGCCAUUAAGUUGGCAAAACACCCCAAAGUGGAUGUCAGUGUUUAUCUUCCUCAGUGCAGUGAAGAGGAUAAACGAGUUGCUGCAAGUCACAAUGUACAUCUUAUUGAAGCAGAAGAAAUGCCAGGUUAUGACAACCCAGUAGACUGGUUGUCCUUUCUUCCUGAAAGCCAUUCUGUCGAUUGUGUGAUAGGACAUGGGGCUGUUCUUGGUCGGCAAGUGCAGGGUAUAAAACGUCAAUGUAAGUGCCAGUGGAUUCAGGUCGUUCAUACAGCUCCUGAAGAGCUUGGUAUGUACAAGUCCUACGCAGAUGCUAUUUCAAAAGGUGAGAAAAAGCACCAGGCUGAGGUAAAACUCUGUGAAAAAGCUGAUCAAGUAGUAGCAGUUGGUCCCAAGCUGGCUGAAGCUUUCUCAGGUUAUCUCCGUGCCUGUGGAAAAGAUCAAGAUGUUCUCAACCUUACCCCAGGAAUCUUCUCAGAGUUUUCUGAUGUAAAGCAAGCUACUGAAGAAAGAAAAACAUUCAGUGUUUUAGUAUUUGGACGUGGUGACAAUGAAGACUUUCAGCUGAAAGGAUAUGACAUCGCUGCUCGCGCUAUUGCUGAGUUGAAAGACGAGCCACAGCCCUAUAAGCUCUUGUUUGUUGGAGCUCCAAGUGGAGAAGAGGAGAAAGUAAAAGAUUUGUUACUCCAUCAAGGCAUUGAUCGCAGUCAACUAACUGUACGUUGUUUUAAUGAAAGCAGAGAGCAGUUAGCCCGGUUGUUUUGUGAAGUAGAUCUUGCUAUAUUGCCAUCACGGACUGAGGGAUUCGGGCUGGCCGCCCUUGAGGCUUUAUCAGCUGGUCUGCCUGUGCUGGUCAGUGGGAACUCUGGUCUUGGAGAAGCUUUGAAGAAAGUUCCUUUUGCUUUAAGUUGUGUGGUACAAUCAGAAGAUCCAAAAGAUUGGGCCAAUGCAAUCAAAGCUGUCCGUGGGAAAGAUCGAAAGUUAAGACUUAGAGAGGCGAAGGUUCUUCAAGGAGAGUAUGCCGGGAUAUACAGCGGGCAGGAUCACUGUAAUAGACUUGUGGAACGAAUGCUCACCAUUUGUCAAGGUAACAGGUUCACAAUGUUAUAUAUAUUGGUCUUCAGUUAUAAUCUGUACUACUUGCAGUAGGAAAUAUACUGAGGCUCACGCAAUUACAAUGACAAUAGUACAGUAUGUUGCCCAGUAUCCGGACACUUCAGUUUAAGAUUGCAAUAACUUUCCUUUGUUAAUCGCAAGAGCUCUGAAAUUCGGCCUAGAGAAAAUCUAUCUAGUCCUUAAUAUGACGAAAGACAGUAUAACUUUUUUGCCUUUGUUUCCAUCGCGAAAUUAAUAUUUUUGCAGAGCUCCUAUGUUGCCCAGUAUCCGGACACAACAAUAACAACGUAAUUGUACAUAAAUUUCGACAGGCAAGCGACUUAUAAGCUUCUUCUUGCAAUUGCAAAGAAGUCUGGCAAUCGAUUCCAAAAAUAUAACCUAGCAUCGUGAAAUAAAACAUAACAAAUAACUGGGGUAUGGUGGGGAACGCGAGCGGCUGUUUUAAAAAUCGUAUAAUUCUUACUUCCUUGUCCAGGAAUUUUUUCACUGAUUUAAGGAAGGCAUCCGUGGACAUGCCGAAGCCGCAGUUUGCAAGCUCAAUUAGCCAAUCUGCAAGCGACUAUCUUUCUUCAUUUUUUAUUUACAUCGUAAAAAAAAGCUUGGGGAAGGGACCUCAACCCGACGGUCAAAGGUCACUCUCCUAUUUAGUCUGACCUGCAGUGUUGAUUUCUUCAUGCUCAGUCCCCACAAUAAGCCUGCUUUUCUAGCACUAAUUCCUCCUUCUUUCAAACCGUUUCAACCCCAUUCUAGCAGUCACAACUGGGGAAAGUAUGAGAAUUCCAGGUUCAACUCAGACGCUUUCAGUUAUAUAUAGAAAAUGCAGUCACGCGAAACAAGCCGUGCACACGAAAUCAAAGAAAAUUUUCAUACGGAGUUGAGUAGAAUUACAUUUUACGACUAUAUCAUAUAUCCUAAGCUUUAAUUAUAGUUGCUGAUAUGAAAUAAAUCUUAUGCGGAUAAUGUACACAGCUAAUUCAUCGAUUCUGUACAGCAAAGAAAAAACUGUCCGGAUACUGGGCACAUGACAUCAAAACUUAGUGAAUGUUUCUGGCCUCCGUUAUUCCAAAUAAAUCGAAUUUCAAGAAGAAUUAAUAAACUUUCUGAAAACCUGAAUUCCUUAAGUAUCUUCACUUUAAAAAUAAAACGGUUUCUUUGAAAAUAUCACACAUUACCCUCCCUUUUCUGAGCAGCACUAAUUUUACUGCGCAGUAAACAGCGUAAAUAUCAACCAUGAAAAGGUUACUCACCUGAACAGAACGGCGUCUUCUGCGACUGUUUCGCAAGCUUUCAAAUCGCCAUGACUUUCAUCUUAAAGCUGAAAUGUUCAGCUUUCAUUCGAAAUACCUCGUUUACCGAGAACUGAAAAGGGCGCCUCAAAAAUUGAGUUUUUGUUUCAAGUGUCCGGAUACUGGUACCGUCCGGAUACUGGGCAACAUACUGUAGUGAGAACCUCACUUCAACAAGAUAAAUUCUCCACCUCUUUUAAUAACUCCACCAAAGAAGUCCACUUUCAUGUAACAAUAUCAGAGAGUUGUAAACAAAAUUGCGAUACUUUUUAAAGAAAGUAGAUUUUGUUUUUUCUAGACGUCUUAUUCCCGACCUUGAGGGUCAAAAGUAAAGAAUUAUUUCAUUGCCACAUUUGUGUACUCUUUUUGAAGGUCCCACUGCAGAUGAGCAGAAUUUAUCUAGGAAAGCUGCUGUGAUCUGUCAUGAUGAAAAGCCCUCUCCUUCUGAAAAACGUCUUCAUAAAGGUACACUUGAAUCUGAGAAACAUGAACAAUAUAAUGUGUCCACAAGAGCAAUUCAUUGUUUUCUAUUUAGGAAGGUCUGAGAGAUGUACUUUAGUCUAUUUGGGCUUAAUGAUCUUUCCUUGUGGGGAUGUUCAAUAAACAAGAAAUGGUCGGAGCUUUGAACAGGACUGAGACGUUUAAAACUGACUUACAAGGCCAAAACGUUGUCACACUGGUUACAAGCUAACAAUGUUAGAUGCCGAGAAAUAAUACUCGUUUCAGGUUUACGCUUUUUGUGCUAAAUUGGAUAAAGGGACCACAGCGUAAGGAAAUUUGCUUUUUAUCAUAGAGACUUGGUCGUUUUGAACGACAUCUACAUGUAAAUGCUGACCAUUGCCGCAUUGUAGAGGUGAUAAGUAACAAUAGACCUCUUUAGCUUGUAGGUUUUGUUUUCCAAUGCAGGUCAUGUGUUAAUACUCUAGAGAACUGUUUCUUUCAAAUUACAUCUUAUUCUCGUGCAUACAUGUAUCUACGCAUAAAAAGAGACAAAAGGACUUGGACCUCUAUUGGACUGGGCAAAAGAACAGGCUAAGCUAAAGAGGGCUAUUGAUCGACCAAUGGUAUUCCGGAUUUCAGAAUCCGGGAAACUUUUGCUUGUCGAUUUUGUUUCGUGGAAUCCGGAAUCCUUGGCCUUGGAAUUAAAUUUUAACGAUUGUAAUCCUAAAUCCAUUACCUAGAAUCCGGAAUGUCCACUGUGGACUCCAGAAUCUAAGUCUGUCUUGUCAUGUGUUUUUUGUUUGAUUAGUUCAAUUCAACAGAGUUUUGCGGCGUCUUGAAAUGACAACGUUCAGGGCUCGAAUGCUUGACAGGCUUUUUUCAAGCUUCGUUACUAAAAUGAUUUGAUCAAAAAGUUAAACGCUAAAAGGUUUUUAAAAUACAUUUAAAAACAUUUUAAAAAGUGAACGACGUUUCGGUGCUACGUUACGCCAUUAUCAAGUUGAAGAGUGAAAAAGUAUAAGGUGUAAAACGAAUAUAUAAAAUUUGAAACAAUACAUAAAAUAUAUGCGGGUCCAAUGUGUAUAAUACCCAAGCUGAGAAACACAAUAAGAGAAAAAAAAUAAGAAAUGUAUGAAAGUGUCACGUAAAUAGUUUGGCGCGAAUGGAGUCGGCUUGCGUGUUAAGAGAAGGCUUGAUGUCUUUUAUGUAUAACAUCUCGUAGACUAAGCAUUCAAACUUGCUUUUACAUUUCCUCAGAACUUUGAAAAGAUAGUCAGUCCUUGUUCUGUUGUUGCCAUGCUGUGUUUCAAGGUGUUUCGCGAUGGCUGAAUAACGGUGUUGAUAAUGGCGUAACGUAGCGCCGAAACGUCGUUCACUUUUUAAAAUGUUUUUUAAAUGUAUUUUAAAAAUCUUUUAGUGUUUAACUUUUUGAUCAAAUCAUUUUCGAAAUCUCUCCUGUUAAUAAAAUGGCCAUAUUUAUGUGGAUAGUUAGUACAAUUGCAGCAGUGAUGGAUACAAGAAUUAAAUAUCAGUGUAUAUAUCGUAAAGGUAAAAAAUAAUAAUGGGGAAAAUACAAAAACAGUAUUUGAUUGGAUUUUAGGCUCGACAAAGAAACGUCAGUCUUCCAAGAAAGGCAAAAGGCCGUUAUCUUCAAGUAACAUUCCAGCUCUGAAAUACCCAAGGCUAUUGAAAGAUGAAGGUAAGUUUUGUUUUUGCUCAAUUUCAAUUCUCUAUUUUCCAAUUCCCCAUAAUACACUCUGUUUGCCCCCCAAAUUUUGCAUAAACCAUUGUUUUUAAAUGCUCCUGGGAGUAUUGCAUUUUCCCAAGAGCAUUUUAAGACAAUAAGUUAUGCAAAAUUUGGGGGGCAGACAGAGUGUAUUAUGGGGAAUUGGAAAAUAGUCAAUUAAGGGUUAGUUGUUUCUUUUGAUGUAUAUUGUAUACGUACAACCGUCUUCGUGGGGAAGAUGGUUUUCAGCCAGUGAUACAGGCGGCUCGUUAAAAAAUUCAAGUACUCCCCAAAUAUAUAAGAGUUGAACCUAUGAGGUUCGGUUACUUGUCCAGAUGCUCUACUCCUGAGCUAUAGAAGACUGGUGGGAGGUAAGGCGACUAAACUAGGUUCGUGUGACAAACAUCCUGCAAACUGCAAGGACUAUUGUAGGACUAGUAUCACACACUGCAUUGGAAGUAACACAAAGUGGAUGAUUUUGUGUUCCUUGAUUGAGGCUUUAUAAUGCCCGCUUGCUCUGCUUCAGGUUACUCACUGACGAGGCUUGAGUCGCUGUCACUCGUGCUUGGAGCAAAUUAUACACUUCUCACGUUUGACUUGCUUUCUCAAAUUAUUUCUAACAAGCUUAAUAACACUCUCAAGCUUCAACCUGAACAGUUAAGAAUUUUUGAUAGUGAAGAGUUUAGUUCCUANAUUCUCUAUUUUCCAAUUCCCCAUAAUACACUCUGUUUGCCCCCCAAAUUUUGCAUAAACCAUUGUUUUUAAAUGCUCCUGGGAGUAUUGCAUUUUCCCAAGAGCAUUUUAAGACAAUAAGUUAUGCAAAAUUUGGGGGGCAGACAGAGUGUAUUAUGGGGAAUUGGAAAAUAGUCAAUUAAGGGUUAGUUGUUUCUUUUGAUGUAUAUUGUAUACGUACAACCGUCUUCGUGGGGAAGAUGGUUUUCAGCCAGUGAUACAGGCGGCUCGUUAAAAAAUUCAAGUACUCCCCAAAUAUAUAAGAGUUGAACCUAUGAGGUUCGGUUACUUGUCCAGAUGCUCUACUCCUGAGCUAUAGAAGACUGGUGGGAGGUAAGGCGACUAAACUAGGUUCGUGUGACAAACAUCCUGCAAACUGCAAGGACUAUUGUAGGACUAGUAUCACACACUGCAUUGGAAGUAACACAAAGUGGAUGAUUUUGUGUUCCUUGAUUGAGGCUUUAUAAUGCCCGCUUGCUCUGCUUCAGGUUACUCACUGACGAGGCUUGAGUCGCUGUCACUCGUGCUUGGAGCAAAUUAUACACUUCUCACGUUUGACUUGCUUUCUCAAAUUAUUUCUAACAAGCUUAAUAACACUCUCAAGCUUCAACCUGAACAGUUAAGAAUUUUUGAUAGUGAAGAGUUUAGUUCCUAACCUUUUUUUUUGCGUCAUUAAGAGACUGCGAAGCAGAAAAAUGUUUCCUUUUCGUUUAUUUGCUAGUUUUUAGUAAAGCAAUUUUUUAUCUGCAGUUUCUUACCUCUUUCGAGACUGAAAAACGAAACCGUUUUGAGAUUUAUUUUGAGAUUUAUUUACUACAUGUAAACACGUUAAUGGCACACCAAUAAGAGCCGAAUCAUUAAAGUGACAGAAUUUUCAAAGAAAGUAUUUUUCAUGUAAGUGUGAAAGCUGCUUAGAAUUGAUUUCACCCCAAAGUGACAAAGAACAUAGUUUCUCCAUGGCGCUCUGUCAGUGAGGAAAUGUAACACAGGUAUUUAGUUUAAUCAAAAUAUGAGUGUAAAAACAGUUCGAGCCCCAGCUCCAGGGCGCCAGUUGUCCGAUAGUUACUAUUCCUUAUUCAUCGUUGUCUUGUGAAGCCUAUUUGUGCAUACAUGUAGCAAGAAACAUGAAGAAAGGGAAAAUGUUAAGGGAAGACAGUAAAGAUUUCAAAGAAACAUUAUUUAUUCUAAAUUAUUUGCUCAGAAGUACGCUGACGAUAAAGAGAAAUUUCGGGCAUUCUACUAAUCAAAAUAAUGAGAGGACACGUUUUAUAAAUUCACACGUUGUUAGUGUAAAAUCCUGACCAUUCUUUUCCGGUCUUCUUGUUUCCAGCAGGA
This is a messenger RNA of Porites evermanni, 12797 nucleotides long. NCBI's taxonomy places the organism in Eukaryota, Metazoa, Cnidaria, Anthozoa, Scleractinia, Poritidae. The record is from the annotation of a GenBank genome assembly.